AGGAACCCGUCUAGGAACCCGUCUAGGAACCCAGGAGUUGUCUCCCAGCAUGGCCUUCAAACUCAUCGUUCAGCCCAAGCAGCAACAAUCGCUUCAUCUCUCGUCGCCUUCCAUGUCGACUUCGGUGCCGCCCGUUCAGGAGAACUUCCCCCGUCUCCCUGCCACGUUGCUGCGUCCGACCGAUGUGGCCAGCGAGGACGCGGACGCGGACGCGGGGCUGGUCGCCACGGCCAUCCACGUUAUUUCGACAGAGCGCGCUGCCCUGUCCAAUCUGGAGCGCAUCUAUCAAACCGACCAGCUGGCGCGGGAGAAUUUGACGCGUGCUGUGACGCAGAUCGCGAGCAGUGUGAAGAAUGGAGGCAAGCUGGUUGUGUGUGGGGUGGGCAAGAGUGGCAAGAUUGGGAGGAAGGUAGAGGCCACGAUGAAUAGCAUGGGCAUCCACAGUGCCUUUCUGCAUCCCACAGAGGCCCUCCAUGGAGAUCUGGGCAUGGUUCGCCCGGAUGAUACCCUUUUGUUGAUCUCCUUUUCCGGACGGACUCCAGAGCUUCUGCUGCUUCUGCCCCAUAUCCCUCCCACUGUGUCGGUGAUUGCUAUAACCUCUCACAGUCACCCAUCGACAUGUCCUUUGUUGUCGUACCACCCUCCCGAGCUAGGGAUUCUUCUCCCCGCUCCCAUUCACGAGGACGAGGAAUCCUCCUUUGGCGUCUGCGCGCCCACCUCGUCGACAACCGUCGCGCUCUCGCUAGGCGAUGCCCUGGCCAUCGCAGUCGCAAGAAAGCUACACACUCUACCAGGUCGAGGACCCGCAGAGGUGUUCAAGGGUUUCCACCCUGGCGGCGCGAUUGGCGCAGCAUCCGCCCUGUCAACCCCGAACAGCAUGUCGGCCUCCAUGUCCAGCAUCUCGACCAUUUCCUCACCAUCGUCCGGGUCGUCCACGCCGCCAUCAGACUAUCUCCAGAGCCGUCCCAUCCCCCCACGGCCCCCGGUGGCGGUCCCCCAGCCCCAGCUGACGCUGUUGCCUCCGGUUUCACAUUCGGUUCCAGACCAUCACGGGAAACUGCUUAGGGAUUCUGCUACGUUUGUUCCCCUUCAACAUAUCCCCACCGUUUCUUCGCCCUCCCCGGACCCGCUUCGCCUUCUCGAUAUCCUCCUCACGGCCCUCCAGCACCCAAACGCAAAAUCAUGGGUCUUCUUAUCUGAAUCCGAUAUCAUCCCCCCGCGACGUAUCCGCUCGCUCUCGCAGAGAACGAGAGAUGCAGACAACGCUGCUCACAUCGGCACGCAUACGCAUGUCGCUGAACUGGCAGAUCGCAUCUCGUCGUUUUCCGUCAAUAAACGGGACUGGCUUUGCGUUCCUGCCUCGAGCACAGUUGACGAUGUGCGGAGUCUGCUGCGUCCUGAUUCCGAAUCUGAAUCGGAGUCUGGGUCUUCUAUUGCCGUGAUCGCGGUUAUGGCUGAUGGGUACCACGCCCGGGAUAAGGGUAAACUUAAGGAUGAGCUUGCGCUGAGCUAUGAGACCUGUCUCGGCGUUAUUGAGGCGGAUGAUGUGCGGGAUUCUUCUUGCGGUUGAUGUUGAUACAUAAUGCUGUUGCAUUUGAAAAUGAUUAAUGAUACCCAUGUCAUAUACGGGCUUUUUUUUGUUUUUACGAAUGUUGGGUUUUAAGUUAAGCUUGUGGGUUAUAUAUUUUUUUUGCUUUAUUGCGAGAUAAGCUUCCUGUCUAUCUCAUCUCCGUGCAACUUCACGAAACAUACAUUGAAAAGAAGUAUUGUACAGGUUAAGUAUAGAACUAAGAUUAUAGAACUGAGAUGAUAGUCUCAUAAUAGAAAUGCAUUUCUAAAUUAG
Molecule: messenger RNA, 1843 nt
Organism: Monascus purpureus
Lineage: Eukaryota; Fungi; Ascomycota; Eurotiomycetes; Eurotiales; Aspergillaceae
Source: the annotation of a GenBank genome assembly